Diaporthe citri is the source of this 1569-nucleotide messenger RNA. RefSeq lists its product as uncharacterized. NCBI's taxonomy places the organism in Eukaryota, Fungi, Ascomycota, Sordariomycetes, Diaporthales, Diaporthaceae. Bases 1 to 1569 code for a protein of 522 amino acids. The transcript is spliced from 3 exons. The record is from RefSeq and is a predicted model, not a curated record.
AUGAGUGGCAAGGAGCCUGGUUCUGUGGUGGCCCCUGAGCCUCGUGAAGCCACAGAUCUUGACUCCACCUUCGGAAGAAACGACCUCAAAAAGCGAAGCCGGUCGAACAGCAUCGAUAGUCAAGCCACCCAUUCAAAGUCAACCUCCGCAGACAACACUGACGAUGAAAAUGACAAGGAUAGUGUUAAGCAUGAUUUCCCACAGGAAUCCUGCGCCAAGUCAAGCGAGCCGGUGUCGCACAAGCAAGAUGAAUCUGGUGACGAAGACGCCAUGAGUUCAAGCUCGAUAUCCGAAGAUGAAGACCUGGCUGCCUGGCUCCAAGAGCAACCCAAGAAAGUUAACGUCAAAUGGAGUGACUACGAGGCAUUCAAAAAUCGCUUUUCUCCAGAGGAGGGACACGACAUCGUAGAGGUCCUGGAAGGCCCCCCGGACCAGUUAAGGACGGAGAUCAUGCACGAACAUGACUGGGACGACGAGCCGCUAGUUUUCUUGCGCCCUUUUCAGACCUUCUACUACUCAUUGCCGUUUGCAAAACAUGUUGCGAAGAUGUUGGAGCAGCGUUUAAAUGAGGGACAGAGCCAUGACGGAGAAGUGCCUACUCACAAUGGUCCACUGCCACGAUCAGAGGACGUUUCGUCCAUCGAUAUCGAAGAUCCUUUGCAGAAACUAAGCAUGCCUUCAAACAUGGACAUUGAAGAUAUUAUUUACGGCCUUCUCGACUUCAAGUCCGGCCCAGAAAAUAACCUGACGGCCGUGGAGCAUAUGAAGCUGUACAUCGACUUCGUGGAAAAGCACAUCGUGCCCAUGUUGGAUGAGGCGAGAGGAUCAUCCAAGCACAAAGUACGGUUCUCUGACCUGCCCAUGUAUUUUCGCCCCGGCGAUAUUUUGUACGAGCCCCUAAAAUCCGGAGAAAACAAGAACAAGACUGGCAAAGCCGGUUCCGACGCUGCCGGGAGCCAGGGGCUGGCUGUCCACCACAAUUACUGGAAGCUCUGCUGGGCUCAAUUUCAAGAACCUAGUCCUGGCCCGGGAGACAAGGCAAAGAAAUGCCAUAUUGGUAUGCGGAUGUUGGACCACAACUUCAAAGUGAAUUCAUUCCACAUCGAUUUCGAUGGCGACGACUACGGACCGGCGCCCGGUGAAUCGAUUAUCGGCCUUUACGAAGGGGAAGUGGACAUAAAAAGCUUGACUUUUUACCCUCUCCGAUUCGAUCCCGACGCGGCCCAGAAGACGAAGGAGCUCACAGCCCGUGCUAAGAACUUCAGGUCUUAUGUACGGGAGAGGCACUUGUCCUACGACGGAUGGACGUUGAUCCAUACGACGUAUGCCAGAAGAUUCAGCGAGAACCAGAGAAGGAAGCGUGUAGAACAUAUUGAGGGCGAAAUCAUGAUUGACUUCAAAGAGGUCUUUGACUUCGAUCCGGAACACCUAUUACUCUUCCCUCAGCGCCUGAUCGCAUAUUCCUUCCGAGCACGUAAGUUCUUCGUCCCCAACAUCGACUUCAUCAGUGUGAUCACGGCGCCCAAAGGCCCCUUUAGAGACUUGAAGAUUGAAAGUGAGCACUGUUAA